AUGUCCUCCCAACCUCUCCUCCAAACCGCCCCAGGAAAAAGAAUCGCCCUCCCCACGCGCGUCGAACCGAAAGUCUUCUUCGCCAACGAGCGCACCUUCCUCUCAUGGCUCAACUUCACCGUCAUCCUAGGCGGUCUAGCCGUCGGACUCCUGAACUUCGGUGACCGCAUCGGCCGCAUCUCCGCCGGUCUCUUCACCGUCAUCGCCAUGGCCGCCAUGAUCUAUGCACUGGUGACAUUCCACUGGCGCGCGCAGAGUAUUCGCAAACGCGGCCAGAGUGGCAUUGAUGAUCGCUUCGGACCGACCAUUCUCGCUAUGGCGCUUUUGGCGGCCGUCGUGGUGAAUUUUGUGUUGAGGAUGGUGGAGUAA
This is a messenger RNA of Aspergillus welwitschiae, 369 nucleotides long. Its product is annotated as putative vacuolar transporter chaperon Vtc1. Gene Ontology annotation, cellular component: fungal-type vacuole membrane; vacuolar transporter chaperone complex. NCBI's taxonomy places the organism in Eukaryota, Fungi, Ascomycota, Eurotiomycetes, Eurotiales, Aspergillaceae. The record is from RefSeq and is a predicted model, not a curated record. The transcript has 2 exons. The coding region runs from base 1 to 369 and encodes 122 amino acids.